CGACCUCCUUGUUCCGCACGUCCAGCAGGGGCAGUGGGUAGUCGCCCCGUGACGUGGUUGUGGGCUGGAGGUGUCCUGGUGCCCAUCAGCCUCCCCCAGGCCCGCCCGUGAGACAGAGCAGUCAGUGGGGCUCCCCGUGGGGCUGCGGCGCUGGCCCGGGGCCGUCGGCUGCGGCGUGCGCGUGCCGGCUGCAUGCGCUGGGGUGAGCUGCCGUAGCAGUGCAGAGUCCGGGUCGCGUGGUGACUUCCCCGUGGAGUGGAAUCUUAAGGGUCGUGUUUUUGCUGACUGAAUUGUCUGGUGCUAUGAUGUUCACAGAGAACCCAUUUUGACUUUUCUUUUCUGUACUCUUUCAAUCGAAGGGUAGCCUCUGAGGGUAAGUGACUAAGACUUCUCCUCUGCUGUCCAAGCGCUUUGGUGCAGGGCCAGCGGCGACGUCAGGCUGUCCAGCGGAGGCUGCUCUAGACUGGCGGUGCGCGCGGUAGUGGCCACGGCCGGCGCUGCUGCUGGCUCUGACGGUUGUGCUCCUUGCUAUCCCUCUCGAGCUUUGGUAAAUGUACACGGAAGACGCAGUGCCUCCCUCUGGGACGAGCUGGGCAGAGCCGGGCACAGCGAGGGCGGGCUGGGCGCGGGCCCGGGGCGCGGAGGCUGUUUCUGGAGCGACGCGUCCUUAGGGAGGCGGCAUCUUCAGUCGUUCCAUGGACACUAAAGCUGUGACUGAUUCCAAACAUGGCCGUGACUUACGUAACUUGAGGACUUUGUUGGGUUAAGUCGCACCCCUGACUGCGGAGAGCUCGCUGGAUCUGCGGGGCUGGGGGCUGCCCUGCCGGAGGCGUCUGUAGAAUCCAGAAGUUCCCGCCCCGGGUCUGGGUGGGUUUGUCUGCUGCCCUCUCCUGGGCUGGGGGUGGGGGCGGGGGCCGGAAGUCCGCCGGGCGCAGCCUGACUUGUGUGCCCCGGGGAGGGGGGUUCCGGGGCUCACUGCUGCUCGUGGCCUUUCGAGUGUCCUCAUGGAAUUGUUUGCCACAACACUGAUGAAGUCAGUUUAAAUCUGAUUUUAAUCUAUUAAACCUUAGAAAAAUAGUCUUUUACAUAUUAGAGAAAUAUAUAUAAAGGAGAAUGUUACAAAUAUUGAUGGUUUUGAAUGUUUUAACAUUUUUAAAAAUGUAGAGUUUGUAUUUCUAUCUCUUCUGAAGUAUGAUAAAAUUUUAAAGAUGUUCUUACGGUGAUGAAAUGGAAUAUUUUGUUGCUUCUGUCUGAUUCUGUGAAUGUUCAUUUUAAGACUCCUUAUUGAACGGGACAGUUUGGAAACGGCUGUCUAAGCCCGAGAAGAGGACGCCCCUUUGGGCACUGGCUUCCUCUGCAGGGCGCCCCAGGCACCCGCCUUGCACCCAGGGGAGCUGUCCCCGUCCCGUGGACUCCCUCGUGGAAGUGGCAGCUCAGUUGCCCAGAGAAGGACCAGGCCUCGGGCACUCUCGGACGAACAGGACGCAGGAGGACGGCGCGUCUCCCGGCAGCCUGGUGGCCGCGGCUCAGCCGGUGCCUUUGAGUUUGCAUGUCUGCACCACCGUGGAGGACGAGCGUUCAGACCCUUGAAUCAGUGCAUCCCACUGCUGCAGGAGGCUGCUCCGCGGCCUGUGCAGGGCACGGAGCAGGCCAGAGCUGAGGGAAAGUCAAGUUGAAGUCGGUUCUCUUCAUAGCAACUCGUCUGACAUUCAGCCAGCUUUUUUCCCCCAGUAAUGUGUCCUCCUGUCUGCGUAGGAAGCAGCCAGGAGUCCUUGCGUAGCCUCGGGCGCCCCCGGCCUGUAGCUCUAGGCUGAACUACAUGAACGACAGUCUGCGCACGGACGUGUUUGUGCGGUUCCAGCCCGAGAGCAUCGCCUGUGCCUGCAUUUACCUCGCCGCCCGGACGCUGGAGAUCCCUCUGCCCAGUCGUCCGCACUGGUUCCUUUUGUUUGGAGCAACUGAAGAAGAGAUUCGAGAAAUCUGCCUGAAAAUCCUGCAGCUGUAUACACGGAAGAAGGUGGACCUGGCGCACCUGGAGGGUGAGGUGGAGAAGAGGCGGCAGGCGAUCGAGGAGGCGAAGGCGCAGGCCAGGGGCCAGCUGCCCGCGGGCGCCCCGGUGCUGGACAGCGGCUCAGGGUUCUCGCCUGGCCCCAAGCCAGUGGAAUCCCCCAAGGAAGCCAAAGGGAACCAACCCUCCCCGCCGCCCGUCAAGGACACCAAGAGGAGAGCCAAGGCCGACAGCCCGGUGAACGGCUUGCCCAAGGCGCGCGGGAGCCGGAGCCGGAGCCCGGGGCAGAGCUGCUCGCCGUCCCCCUCCCGGUCCACGUCCCCGAAGAGGAGGAAAAGUGACAGCGGCUCCACGUCCGGCGGGUCCAAGUCUCAGAGCCGCUCCCGGAGCCGCAGCGACUCGCCGCCCCGGCAGGCGCCCCGCAGCGCCCCCUGCAGGAGCUCCGAGGCGCGGGGCCCUCGGAAGCCCAAGGACUGCAAGUGCCCCCCCCAGAAGCCACGCAAGUCUCGGAGCCGCAGCUCCUCCCGCUCGCGAAGCCGCUCACGGGAGCGGGCAGAAAACUCUGGCAAAUACAAGAAGAAAAGUCGUUACUACCGAGAUGAGCGGCGGGAGCGCUCGCGGUCGUACGAGCGCACAGGCCGUCGCCACGAUCGGGGCCGCCCCGGGCACAGCCGGCACCGGAGGUGAGGCAGACCCGGACCUGCCCAGGCCCUCGGCUCCAGCGGCCUGAGCGCGGUUCUGGUUGGAAAUGGUCUUUGAUGCUGGACCUUGAGGUGAACCUGGACAUGGCAUUGAGGAGCCGGGUGGCGCCCCUGUGCAAGGCCCACCUCGGCCGGACCCCACGGGCAGCUCAGCAGAAGAGCAGGGCGCAGGGCCCUGUGGGUGUGGCUUGGUGCUAACGUCUGGCUGUCCCCCUCCUGACCCGAGGCCCGGUGGCGACUCCCGGAGAGCGGCUCUCGGGCCCCUGUCUGCAGUGUUGGGGUGAGGCAUCGGCCUUAGCCCCUCGGGCUCAGCACGCGGUGGACAGGCGUGUGGCACACAGGUCAGAGCCUCGUGUGGACGCUCACUCGGAACCCGGACUGGGCCGGCUGAGCGCUGGCCCACGUGGGGCAUCCUGAUCUUUAAGACGAGAAGGUACUUGGCUCCGUGUGGAGCCGUCUGUUUUUAUCUGCAGUGCUGAGUGCGGGCACCAGCUCCUCGAGUUUGCUACGUGUGGAUGGAUAGACUACUCAGGACAUGCGGACACUGAAGACUGGCCGCCGACAUGCUGGCCUGUCCAGUUGGCCCAGCUGGCUUCCACUCAAGGGCCGUGGCAGCUGCUGCCCGACUCCCUGCUCAUUAAAGUGUUGGCUUUGUCCUGA
Oryctolagus cuniculus (rabbit) is the source of this 3369-nucleotide messenger RNA. It is a transcript of the gene CCNL2, whose product is annotated as cyclin L2. Gene Ontology annotation, biological process: regulation of transcription by RNA polymerase II. Gene Ontology annotation, molecular function: cyclin-dependent protein serine/threonine kinase regulator activity. The record is from RefSeq and is a predicted model, not a curated record. Lineage: Eukaryota; Metazoa; Chordata; Mammalia; Lagomorpha; Leporidae.